Molecule: messenger RNA, 2661 nt
Organism: Schistosoma rodhaini
Lineage: Eukaryota; Metazoa; Platyhelminthes; Trematoda; Strigeidida; Schistosomatidae
Source: the annotation of a GenBank genome assembly
UGGCACCUUAUUUAAAAGCCUCAAGGUCGAAGCUAUGUUGGCGUUCGGCCUUCUCAUUUUCAUCUCUUUUGUGUCAACAAAUGAAGCAGUAAGUGUUCCUGGAGUAACGCCGAAUGAGUUUAAUAAGGGGGAUUCUAUUGAGGUCAAGGCCGUAAAAUUGACCAGCUACUUAACUCAACUGCCUUUUGAGUAUUAUAAACUCCCAUUUUGUCGUCCAAAGCAGUUAGUUGAGUACCCACCGGAGAAUAUAGGUGAAAUACUUCGCGGUGAUCGUGUCGUCAAUACUCCAUACUUGAUAAAAAUGGCUGAAAAUACAGCUUGUUCUGAAGUCUGUCCACCUUUCACUAUAAGUGGUGCUAAUGCCGUCCUCCUGAGGCAUUUUAUUUUAAACCAGUAUUCUGUUCAUCUGUCUAUCGAUAACCUUCCUUGCGGAACCAAAGUGUCUUCUGAUAACGGAAAAACCUCUCGAUAUGAGCACGGAUACAGACUUGGGUCAGUUGUAGAUGGAGUCGCUUAUAUUAACAACCAUCUAAAGUUUAUACUGCAAUACCACCAAACUGAUGAUGGUCACUACCGUUUUGUCGGCUUUGAAAUCGAACCUAUGAGUAUCUCUGAGAAAAACCUGAACUUGGAAAAUGGGGUGUGCAAAAAUUUGGAAUCGGAUAUGUCGAUUGCCAAUUGGAAAAAGAUUGACGGAAAGGAGACCGUAAUACAUUUUACCAGCGAAGUUGUUUGGGAACCAUCAGACAUAAAAUGGGCCUCGCGUUGGGACAUCUAUCUCAAAACAGCAAGUGGCCAAUUACAUUGGUUCUCGAUUAUCAACUCUGUGGUUAUUGUACUCUUUCUUACUAGUGUCAUAGCCAUGAUACUUAUCCGAACUUUAAGGAAAGAUAUUGCCAAAUAUAAUCGCAGUGAUGAUGUAGAGGAUAUUUUAGAGGAAUCAGGAUGGAAAUUGGUACAUGGAGAUGUGUUUCGACCGCCACGACAUACGCGAUUAUUUACAGCUUUGUUUGGAUCUGGUGUCCAGUUGUUCUUCAUGGUUUUUAUUGUAAUAUUUUUUGCUAUGCUUGGGACAUUGUCACCAGCUUCUCGUGGUGCACUUAUGAACGCAGCCAUAUUCACAUACGUGUUUAUGGGACUCUUUGCUGGAUAUUUUGCUGGAAGAUUAUAUAAGACUUUACGUGGGCCAUUUUGGAAGUCGACCGCAAUAGCCACUGGAUUACUUUUUCCAGGAAUCGUGCUUGUAUUUGGACUGGUAAUAAAUACUUUUAUCUGGUACAAAGGAUCUUCUGCAGCUAUUCCAUUCACUACACUGCUUGCGUUGUUGUCAUUAUGGCUAGGGAUUUCAUUACCGUUAAUUUAUAUCGGAUUUUUCUUCGGUUAUAGAAAACGUGGAUUCGAACAACCUAUUCGCACUAACCAAAUUCCUCGAGCAGUUCCAGACCAAAGAUUUUGUCAUAAUUUGUUACUAUCUACACUUUACUCUGGAGCUCUACCAUUUGGUGCAGUUUUUAUCGAAGUUUUCUUCAUAUACAAUGCUAUCUGGGAGAGUCAGUUCUACUAUUUGUUCGGAUUUUUAUUCGUUGUAUUCAUCAUACUAAUUAUUUGUUGUGCACAAGUGGCGAUUGUUGCUACGUAUUUUCAGUUAUGCAGUGAAUUUAAAGGAGGUGUGAAGAGUAAAAUGUAAAAUUUCGGUAGUUGUAUUCCUUGUGAAAGUAUUUUGUGUAUAUUUUGAUGUUUAUUUCUCAACUAGGUUGGGUGUUUUUGGCAUAUUUAUAUGUUAAUAAUUGUGGAUUCUCUUAGUAUUUAUUAUUGUUAUAUUUUUUAAUUGGCAAAAGUAAAGUUAAUUAUCUGUAAGUAGGUCACUCACAUCUGUUAGGUAUCUUUUACUCGUAUUAUUGAGAUUUAGGCGUUACGGUAUGUUUUAGUUUGGUAUUUUACUUCCAUAACUAUUGGAGUUAUAAGCUGAAAUAAUAAAUUGUUUUAACAGCUACUUAUUUAAAUUUCUGCUAUUCUGAUUAGCGCUUUAGAAUAAUGGCAUAUCGAUCUUGUCUGAAAGCAUUGUACCAGAGUUGGUGGAUGUAUUUUAUGUGGUGUAAAAAACAUAAUAACCAUUUAUUACUCUAUGGUUUGUUGGAAGAUAACUCUGGGUGUUUUAUUGCUCAAUAUAAUAAUAUAUUUGCAUUUAUCGUUCUUUGAGUAUCAGUGUUAUGUCUGUCUGUAAUCUUUAGCACUGUUCGAAUUCAAUCGAUUAAGUCCCCAUCUAAUCACUAGUCCUAGUGACUCAACUUCGUCUGUAUUAUGUUUUGAUGCAAGGAGACUGAUGGAUAUCCUCUUGGCUACUUUCAAUAACCAUGCAUUUAUUUGGUAAAUUGUUUCGAUAUCUUUUAAAGGAAAAACGAGUUAUGAAUAUGAACUUACUAACCAUUGUUGUCAAUAAUCAUUAAGCGAAACGACAGUAAGCGGACUUCUAGACGGUGUCAAUGUAAACAUGUAGGUCUCAGUGUCUUGAAUCUAAUAUAUGUUGCACAAAAGAUGAUUUAAUCCAUUUGCUUAGUUUUUUUUAAGCCGCACCAGGAGAUACUCUAAAAUGCAAUUAAAAUAGUACAUCCUGAGACUAUCUAGCUACUUAACACUACAGAUAUAUAUAUAUAUAUAUAU